UCUUCCCUCUUCAAGGGACCCCACUCCUAUUUCUAUUGUUCUAUUGUUCUAUUCUAACUUAAUACUGAUCUAUUCAACAAUUACGAGUUUGGUAAAAUACAGUUUUUGUUGGUUCGUUUCAGAUACUGCAGGAAAAGAAGGAAACUGCCCGCGACACCAAAACCAACGGAACCGACCUGGACUCAGAACCAGAGACGGAAGAGUUCAAAAAGCCCCAGAUCUUCAUCGAUCAACUGUUGUCGAUAUCGGAUAUUAGCCGAUCAUUUACGGACGAGGAAAUUUUAUGCAACGUCCUUGUCAUCAUGAUUGCGGGAAACGACACCUCAGGAUUGGCGGUCGCAUACGGAUGUCUCUUUUUGGCCAUGUUCCCGCAAAUUCAGGAGCGCGUCUACGCCGAAAUCAUGGAACACUUUCCAAGCGAUGGAAUGGAAAUCACCGCUGAUUCGUUAAGGCUUCUGGAGUACACGGAGCGAUUCCUAAAGGAAACUUUGCGUCACUGUCCGGUGGCAGCGAAUAUUGCUCGGGAGAACAUGAAAGAUAUCGAGCUGGACGGGGUAAUGAUUCCAGCUGGGACCAAGUUUACCGUUAGCUUUUGGGCGUUACAUCGAAGAGCGGAUAUGUGGGGCCCGGAAGUGCAUUCCUUCGAUCCGGAUCAUUUCCUGCCGGAACGAUGCCGGGAUCGGAACCCGAAUGCCUAUAUGCCAUUUAGCACUGGAGCGAGGAAUUGCAUAGGAGGACGAUACGCAAUGCUCAGCACGAAAGUGAUGUUAAUCCACAUCCUGAAAAAUUUCAAAAUAACUACAAAACUGCGAUUCGAGGACAUGCGAUAUAAAUUUGGUAUGACGUUGAAAAUGUCUACGGAUCAUUUGGUUCAGCUGGAAAGAAGAUUUUAGGAGUAUUUUAAAACUAUGUUUAACAAUAUGUGAAAUAAAUCUAACUACCUCAUUUCAAAAACAUAUGUGCCAAAUUUAUCCACAAGUACACCUAUAGUAACAUAGAAAGGCGGUUCAAAAAAACGAUGAGCCUAUACUUAGGGGAACGUCAUUCCGACUGAUGUUUUAUUCGUCAACCCUAUUGGAGACUCAAUCUCUCUAAUAGAUAACUGAAAAUACAUCGCACACCACGCUUAACAUGCUGCGAGCCACCUUACCAGAUUGCAAUGUGUUUCAACCCUGCAACUUAGCUUUGUCCGUUGUUUUAGUUUAGCGUCUGUUGCAUGACUUUGGCAUUGGAGAGCAGCAUGAUUAGAUAUUAGAAAGAGAGAAGUUGCCCCUGUUUUUUUUACAACCAGUUGUGCAUCGAAACAAACGGUUAUAAUGACGCGAUAGGUCUACCCAAGAUAAUAUGCUGGGUUUAGGCCAAUCGUUACUUUUGUCUUAAUUGAUUUG
Molecule: messenger RNA, 1388 nt
Organism: Aedes aegypti (yellow fever mosquito)
Lineage: Eukaryota; Metazoa; Arthropoda; Insecta; Diptera; Culicidae
Product: probable cytochrome P450 313a2
Exons: 3
Coding region: 303-893 (196 amino acids)
Molecular function (GO): monooxygenase activity; oxidoreductase activity, acting on paired donors, with incorporation or reduction of molecular oxygen; iron ion binding
Source: RefSeq, a predicted model, not a curated record